Messenger RNA from Phasianus colchicus (ring-necked pheasant), 2313 nucleotides. It is a transcript of the gene GSTCD, whose product is annotated as glutathione S-transferase C-terminal domain containing. The record is from RefSeq and is a predicted model, not a curated record. NCBI's taxonomy places the organism in Eukaryota, Metazoa, Chordata, Aves, Galliformes, Phasianidae. Gene Ontology annotation, cellular component: cytoplasm.
CGGGCGGGACGCGCAUGGGCACACGGAGAGAGGCGGAUCCGGGGCGGAAGCGGCGGCGACGUAUCGUGCGCGGGGCCGGGAACUUCAGCUCAGGAGGAAGAUGAAAGAUAGCGUCCCUGAAGAACAUUUGUAUUUGGGUUUUUCUCAUCAGUGUCAAGAUAGUAUCUUUCCUCUUCAUACGUCUAUUUCACUCUUCUUGCUAUCCUACUGUGACUGCAAAUCAUUCAAAAUUUUCUUAGUGCCGACUAAUGAAAAUGCAAAUGAUCAGUUUGUGACAAAAAACCUCCUUGGAGAUCUUGAGGUCCAUUUAAUCUCCAAAUGUCAGCUUCCUAUGGUCGUGCAGAGCUGCUGUUUACCUGCUGUUGUCACGAAAGAUGGCAAGUUCUGUCGAGCUGGACUUUCUGUUGUCUUAAGACAUAUAAUACAGAAAACAUUCGAGGCAGAUCCAUCCAAAAAGAAUGUUUUGGAACUCCUAGGCUUUAAGAAGACCUGCUUAAAAGCCUGUGCAGAAGUUAGCCAAUGGACCAGACUCUGUGAGAUCAGCAUACCUCUGGCUGUUGAAGGAUUUUUGACGGCAUCUCCUGAGCACAGUCAGACUAUUCCUGCUGACAUUUUACAGCUUGAAAGAAAACUUGGAGAGCCUGUCCGAGUGCAUAACGAUGACAAAAUUCGAAGGCAAAAGCUUCAACAACAGAAGGCAGGUGCCAAGGCUGCAGCAGAGGAAGGGAAAACAGUAGAGGUGCAUGAACACCCACUUCCAAGUUUGGAACUGAGUGUAGCUUUCUCUAAGCUGCAUGUCCAAGAGGUAUCACGUGCAGUCAACAGAGAAGCCCCUCUCAUCAGGAGAACAAAAACGUCUGACCUUCCACCUUUAGACCACGUUUUUGCAGAGGGGCUUUAUUUUACCUUGGCAGAUAUAGUGCUUUUGCCGUGCAUCCAUCAGUUCCUGGUUUACAGCAAAAAGCAAGACAAAGAUCUGGUAAACUUACCCCUGAUCUCCAGCUGGUAUCAGAGAGUUCAGCAAAUACCUGGAGUGAAGAACGCAGCUGAUAAAUGCAAUAUGCAGCUUCUCCAGCUUCCAGAGUUGAUACCUUCUCCAGAGAAACACCUAGAAGACUUUUUUCCAGUUCCUGAUGAUUUUGAAGAGGAGCAUGAGAACAGUCAAUUUAUAGGUGGUCCAAGGCCAACUAUGACUAAGUUAAUGGAGCGGGGUAUUGAAGCGAAGUUUUCUCCUCAUCCAUGCCCUGACUGGACCAUAGACUGGACCAGCCUGCCAGCAGCAGUCAAUCCUGGAGAAGGAAAGAUGUCUAGAGAUCGAGCUCUGAGGAAACAGCAGCAGUUGAAUAACUUGGUAGCAGCAGUGAAAAAGCUUGCUAAGCCUGGAGAUGUGAUUGUGGAUUUCUGCAGUGGAGGGGGUCAUGUUGGAAUUGUUCUUGCUCACAUGAUGCCAUCAUGUCAGGUGGUGCUCAUAGAAAAUAAGGAGUUGUCUCUGAUGCGUGCUAAAGACAGAAGUGAUGAACUAGGUUUAAACAACAUUUCAUUUAUUCAAGCGAAUUUGGACUAUUUUAAUGGCACUUUUAACAUUGGGGUGGCUCUACAUGCGUGUGGUGUGGCAACAGACAUGGUGAUUGAACACUGCAUCAAGGCUCGAGCAGCCUUUGUCAUCUCCCCUUGUUGUUAUGGCUUCAUUCAGAACACUGUGAAGUUUAAAUAUCCAAGAAGUCAUCAGUUCAAGGAAAUUUUAUCCUACAAGGAGCACAUGAUCCUUUGUAGGUUUGCAGAUCAAACAGCUGUUCAUCUUCCACCUGAACGGAAGCUGAUAGGAAAGCAAUGUAUGGGGCUUGUGGACCUUGAUCGAGCAUGGGCUGCAGAAAGAUUUAACUACUCUGUUCAAGUUACAUCUAUGGAGCCAGAGAGCUGUUCUCCAAAGAACAAUAUGUUUGUGGGCACCCCAGUUUAGAGAAUGAAACUUGCACUUGAUUUGAAGUUGAUCAUAAAUCUUCAGUGCAUAAAAACAUACAGCAAAUACAAGCAUAGUUGGGAACCAGACAUCAUGCAUCUUGAACCCAUUGAAAAGUUUGGAAAAGGAAGCAGCAUAAGAAGUUUUAGAAAGUGAACUGCAUGCAGAGCAUUGCAAAUUGUACUUGUAAUGUGUCAUUAAGCAAACUUUUGGUUUUCAUAGUGAGAAGUUUCUCUAACAAUGGUCCAUAGAAUUGCAUCCAUCUGCAGAAGCUUAGAAAAAAGGGGAAGAAGGCUUAGAAGGGAAGGUUAUUUCCUUUUCAGUAAAGCUGUCUUGGCUGCUUCAAAAUUGCA